Prunus mume (Japanese apricot) is the source of this 1734-nucleotide messenger RNA. Its product is annotated as cytochrome P450 78A9. The record is from RefSeq and is a predicted model, not a curated record. Lineage: Eukaryota; Viridiplantae; Streptophyta; Magnoliopsida; Rosales; Rosaceae. Gene Ontology annotation, molecular function: heme binding; oxidoreductase activity, acting on paired donors, with incorporation or reduction of molecular oxygen; monooxygenase activity.
CUCUCACUCUAAUUUCCAAACCGAGACCCACUCUCUCUCUCUCUCUCCACUGUCCGCCAUGAAAACAGACAUUGAAAACCUCUGGGUUUUUGCCCUAGCCUCCAAAUCAUUCCGAGCCUUCUCUGCAGAAAGCAUUGCAUGCACGCUUCUGCUCGUAGCUCUAACAUGCCUUGCCAUGACCUUCAUCUACUGGUCUCACCCUGGUGGCCCAGCUUGGGGUCGCAACUUCAAAAACAUCAUUCCAUUGCUGCUAAAAUCUUCAAAAACCAAGCCCAUAAUUCCCGGCCCCAGAGGCCUGCCUCUCAUCGGCAGCAUGGCCCUCAUGACCUCCCUGGCCCACCGCAAAAUCGCCGCCAUGGCCCGCUCCUGCAACGCCAAACGCCUCAUGGCCUUCUCCCUCGGCCAAACCAGAGUCGUCGUCACGUGCCACCCCGACGUGGCACGUGAGAUUCUCAACAGCUCCGUCUUCGCCGACCGCCCCGUCAAAGAGUCCGCCUACAGCCUGAUGUUCAACCGGGCCAUCGGGUUCGCUCCGUACGGCGUCUACUGGCGCACCCUGCGUCGAAUUUCCGCCGCCCAUCUCUUCUCCCCCAAGCAAAUCAAGAACUCCGAGGUCCAGCGGCGCGAGCUAGCUUCUCAAAUGGUGGCAAUGUUUGGGACCCACAAGGAGAAACUGGCCAUUCGUGAAGUGGUCAAGAGGGCUUCGCUGAACAACAUGAUGUGCUCUGUUUUUGGGCGAAAAUACGAGCUUGAAUUUGGGGCCUCCAUGAACAAUGAGGUCGAAGAGCUCAAAGGGUUGGUCGAUGAAGGGUACGACUUGUUGGGUAUGUUAAAUUGGUCCGAUCAUCUUCCUUGGUUGGCUGAUUUUGAUGGCCAAAAAAUCCGGUUCAGAUGCUCCAAUCUCGUCCCCAGAGUGAACCGGUUCGUCUCCCGAAUCAUUUCUGAACACCGAACCGACGUCGAAGCCGGAAAAGACGAAAAGGUCCCUGACUUUGUUGACGUCUUGCUUUCGCUCCAAGGACCCGAUAAAUUGUCCGACUCCGAUAUGAUUGCCGUCCUCUGGGAAAUGAUAUUUAGAGGGACGGACACCGUGGCGGUUCUGAUCGAGUGGAUCAUGGCGAGGAUGGUUCUUCAUCCUGAUGUUCAAUCGACGGUCCACGACGAGCUUGACAAAGUGGUUGGCAGGUCGCGAGCCGUCAACGAGUCUGAUAUCUCUGAGUUGGUGUAUCUGACGGCUGUGGUGAAAGAGGUCCUGAGGCUGCACCCUCCUGGCCCACUUUUAUCCUGGGCCCGCCUCGCCAUCACUGAUACAACAAUUGAUGGGUAUCAUGUGCCUUUAGGGACCACAGCCAUGGUAAACAUGUGGGCCAUCUCGAGGGACUCGGAGGUCUGGGUGGACCCCCUAGAGUUCAAGCCCGACAGAUUCGUGGCCCGUGAUGGGGAGCUGGAGUUUUCGGUUUUCGGGUCGGAUCUGAGGCUCGCGCCGUUCGGUUCGGGUAGGCGGACUUGCCCGGGGAAGGCUCUGGGGUUGACAACUGUCACGUACUGGGUAGCUUCGCUUUUACACGAGUAUGAAUGGCUACCGUUGGAUGAGAAUGCCGUGGACUUGUCUGAGGUGCUAAGGCUGUCGUGUGAGAUGGCCAAGCCUUUGGUUGCUAAAGUGCGCCCGAGGCGCAGUAGGUUAAGCCCAGCGCAGCUCAGUGAAGUUUAAUAGAAGUAGGGAUUAAAAAAAAA